CUGACUCUCCCUUCCCAAAGCCCCCGAUUCUCUUCUCCACCUGAACUCUCCUCUGCCCUUUUCAGACCACUGGCAUCGUGUCUUUUCUCUUCUGUUACCUAAUCGUGGCCAGGCAUGCACGGACUUUGUUCAGUAUAACGCACGCUUGCCUUCCUUUGCUUCUGAGCACUCUCCCACGACGCGGAGAAAUUCUGCUUGGUCUGUCCCGCCGUAUUAUUUCUGUAGCCAGCGCCCGCCGUCAGAGCCGCCCGUCCCUCCUUCUUUUUAGCUCGUGCUGUCUGGCUCCAUCAUGACCGUAGGCCGAAGGAAAAGAGACUUGUCCUUCACCAGCCGCAAGCACAAGUAUGAGCGUUGAACGGGCCGUCAAUGGUCUGAUCGUCGACAUUGACCAGCUCACGCGCCUGUACCUCCAGCUUUGCGACGUCCCCGCCGCUGUCCAGCACCUGGUCCAUCUGUUGGCCGACGUCAGGUCGCGCUUGAUAAUAGCUUCUCGCCUGCUUGGCAAGACCGCCAUCGAAGACCUCCCCAAGCAUGAGCUCCUGUCCGGCAAUGCAUUCACCGCGUUUCGCUCGCGUCUUCUGGACUUUGAACUGUUCCUUGACCCAGAGCAGUUUCUGCACCAUUCCGGGGCCGGCUCUCACAACCAGCGUAGCGUUCCCUGGGAUGCCUGUGAGCAUGGCGAUGUCCACGAUUUUUGCAUGCACUUCAAGGAGCACAUUCUGCAGCUCGACAGCGAUGCCGCCGCCCUGAUCUCAUUUCUCAAUGCAAGAGUUCGUCUCACUCCCGAGGCCGACGAUGUUGAGCAACACAACUCGGAUUCCCCUUCGCUAUCUUCACUUCGUUCAUUCGCCUUGGGGAACUCUAGGACCUCGUCUCCCAGCACGGCGCCCAGCCACCAUGGAAGGAAAAAGCGUUCGCCACGCACCAAGACCGAAGAAGAGCUGAUCUUUGACCGCUUCGUCCAGCAGUAUUCCAAGCUGGGACCUGUCGGCAAACGGAGGCGGCCUGGGGACGGAGACGAGUUGUCCCUUGUCAGCCUGGAUGCCCUGUCGCGACAGUUGCCCUUCCCCUUUCCCGCAGGCCAGGCCGACCUGGAGCGGCUGCAACAGCAGAUUAGAGGUUCUAGCAAUUUUGACAACGCGGAUGUGCCUGAGUGGAACUUGGACGACCUAAGAAACGCGCUGCCGCCGUCGGGCAACGCGUCACCUGGAUCGGGCACCACAGCGACAAGCACGAGCCGGCAACGAGGAAAGCAGCGAGCGAGCGCGGCAAUGUCGCAGAGCACCCUGCACCUGACCGAGUACGGGCUCACUGAGUACAAUUCCUCAUCCUCCGGUAGCAUACGCUCCAUGCCCACGCGCGAGGGCUCCAUCUUUUCUGUCUCGAGUCGUGAUCGCAUGUAUGAAGACGGCGCGUGCAAGCUGUGGCAUCGUCAAGGCACCCAAAGCCUCACCAAGAUCGACAUAGCCCGAACCGAGAUCCGUAGAGACGUUCAGCAUGCAAACGGUCGACACGGCUUUGGUGUCAUCAUCGUGUCGACAACGCCGCUCGGUCACGAGAUCCAAGAUAGCCUGUGGAUUCCCACUGAAGGAGUGAACAGCAGCCCGUUCCUGGAGCAUGUCGAGGUCGUCCACACGUUUCAGAGGCGCGACCCGACCGUCAAUUUUGUUGUGCGCUUCGUACCCAACACAAGCAAACACCCACAGUACAGCUUCACCAAUCGUGAGGAUUGUUGGGAUUUUAUGCAGGCCAUUACAGAGAAGGUGCUCUGCGCUUCCCUCGACAUCGAGACCGUCAAGUCAGCAGCCACGCACGCGUCGGCCGUGGAGGCCGGCACUGAGACCAUCCAGAUCUGGGAGGACCAGCUCUCAAGCAAGCGUACCCUUAAGCUGUUCCGCAACAAGAACGAGCACGCCCGCCAGCGCGUCGUCGAGCUAGACGUCGGCCUCCUGCGCCAACCGCACAAGGAACGCCGCACUCAGAAACUCGUUGUCGAGCUGCGCGAUUCGGGAGACCCCCUCGCCAGGGAACUGCGCUACCUCAAGAUCGUCUUCUCCAACCCCGAUGCCGAGGAAGGCUUCAUGCACGAGUGCGGCUUCAGAAAGAACAGCGUCACAAGCGUCUCCACGGCAGGCACUGAUCGCUUCAGCACCAUCGGCUCUAGCUACGGCAUGUAACAAAAGUUUGUCGCUCCGUCAGAGGGCGGCCUAUGAACGAAUGACGCACCUUGGGAAUAUAUAAAAGUUUCUUGACCUGUUUUUUCUUGGGGAGGCAGGGAUUUUUUAGUUCUUCCCAUUUAGUUUUUUUCUUUCCUUUGGCAUAUCACGUGCGAGCGAGUUCAAGGGAAUGGCUGCGCCCUUUUCCCAACUAUGAUACCAAGAUAUAUGUAGAAAUAACUCUUUCUAGGCACCUCGCACAAAAUUUGUGGAACGUGGGGUUUGUUCUGUACAUGAUGCAUCUUCGAUUUUUUUUCUCC
Messenger RNA from Verruconis gallopava, 2476 nucleotides. RefSeq lists its product as uncharacterized. Lineage: Eukaryota; Fungi; Ascomycota; Dothideomycetes; Venturiales; Sympoventuriaceae. Bases 345 to 2177 code for a protein of 610 amino acids. The record is from RefSeq and is a predicted model, not a curated record. The transcript has 2 exons.